AACCGCGCUACCCUGUGGCAUUAGCAUGAUCAUUCUUGCGAUGCUAUGCUAUUAAAGUUUUCCUGUUACAAUGCGUAAGAAAAAAACUUGUGGAAUUUAUUGGAUGUUUAAUUAAUCCGAGUCACCAUAGUCGUUAAUUUAAAGGACUUAAAUUCUUGGUAGAGAUCGUGGUAGAGAUUUCAACCGAGUGCCCAAGACGCGAGCCGUGACAGCUCGGAUUUUGUGCUUCGUUGUUUCGACUCCUGUGGCAUCCGAAGCACCGCUGCCACAGCAGCGGCGGCCUCGGCAGCGGCGGCCACAGCGAUAGCAGGCGUCCCCGGAGUGAAGGUUGGUCCUGCUGCCCUCGCCGGCCUUAGCACCAUGCCGUUCGAGGAGGAGAUAGUGACGUCGCCCUUGUGCGAGCCCGGCCUCGCGCUCGGGACCAUCAUCGAGGCCAAGGAAGGCUCCACCAGCGGCGAGAGCGAGCACGGAGACUCGCCCGAGCCCCUUGAGCCGCAGAAGACCCCCUCAGUCAAGAAGGCGACCGUGGACAGCCCGCAAGAAUUCCCUCGGGACCGAACGCAGGAGCUGAUCACGGACGAGGGCGCCGGCCACCCCGACGUCGACGGCGGGUGGGCGUGGGUCGUGCUCUUCUCUGUCUUUCUGAUUUUCGUCAUUACCUCAGGGUUGCUGUACACGACGGGCCUUUACUACGUGCAGAUGCUGAGUGAAUACGGGAAGUCUCGCUCCUACACAGCAUGGAUGGGCUCACUCACCAAUGCCUUCUUCAUGCUCGGAGGUCCCAUCAGUUCGUCGUUCAUCCAGCGGUUCGGGUGCCGCUCGUCCCUCAUGCUGGGCUCCGUCCUCAUGAUGGCCGGCUACAUCGCCUCCGCCUUCACCACCUCCCUCGAGAUGCUGUUCUUCACCUACGGCAUCGUGAUAGCGUGCGGGAUGAACUUCUGCUACUCCGGCCAGAUCAUCGCCCUAGCCCAGUACUUCGACAAAAGGCAGUCAAUCGCCACGUCCGGUGCCAUGAUAGGAAUUGGGCUCGGCAUGUUCUUUAUGAGCUCGCUGUCGGAGUACGUGAUCCAGGAGUAUGGCUGGCGCGGGUCUUUCCUCUUCAACGGCGCUCUAAGCCUCCAGAUUAUGGCCCUUGGCGCUCUGGUCUUUCCUCUACGGCUCACGCCCUCACAGGAGUUCCUCAAGGACCUCCAGGAGCAGACGGAAAAAUUCCCUGGGUCCAUUGCCACAGUGAAGGGAAUGACAACUUCCAGAAGCCGAGUGUUUUUCGAAAAAUCUUUGAAUGACAGGUCCUUCUCCAGCCUGCGUCUGUCCGCCGGCGCCAGCUACCUGUCGCACUCCUUGCUGAGCCUGACGGAGCCGCGCCCAGUCGUCCGCGUCACCACCAACCUGGACCCCGGCAUCACCUCCAACCAGCACAGCUUCUGCUCAAGGGGGUCGCACCUGGCCAUCGGCAGCUUGAGAUCCAACGCCCAUAGCUUCUGCAACCGUGAUUCCCAAGCCGAGCUCUCUCACUCUGACCUUCGUUCGAAUCAAUACAGCUUCCCCCAUAAAGAUUCGCAUGUGGAGUUCGGUCUCUUCUCGAGGAAUCAAAGCUUCUGUUCUCGCCGUGAUUCGCAGUAUGAUGGAGAUAUCGAUGCUGCAAGACCUGGCGUCUUUGGAGUCGAGAAGGCAAGGUUCCUGCUGCGGGAGGGCGACUGUGACCUCAGCUGCUGCGUCGAUGAGCUGGAGGAAGGCUGCACAGAUGGCCAACAGAACUGGCGUAAUGAGCGAAGAUCCUUGUGCACACUCCUGGUCAAGAAACUGAAGAUGCGGACACAGAGAGCCAUCAAAUCAUUCUCUGAGAAUUCUUCUGAUCACCCUCUGCUGGACACGCGCGUCUGGCUGAUGGAUUUUUCAGUCCUCUUCUGCAUGCUGGGUACUCUCACUUUGUAUGUCAUUUAUAAGGAUUUCGCCGACUCGGUGGGUCAGAGUGAAUAUUAUUCCAUGGCUCUCUCUGGCAUUGGCAUCGGUGACCUUUGCGGGCGAGUGAGCACCGGCCUCCUCAUGACGCUGAAGCAAGUCGACGCAGUGUUCACGUACGGACUAGUCAUGCUGCUGUGCUCGCUGGUCAUGAUCGGACACUUGUUUAUCAACUCUCCGGCGACGCUCCUCACUCUCACAGCCGCCUUCGGCUGCCUCUACGGGAGCAUGAACGUCCUCAUCGCAGUGGCGCCGUCGAAGGAGUUCGGAAAGGAAAAGCUCGUGAUGGUCUUCGGGUACAUCCUCUUCUUCGGUGGGAUCGGCGCCUUGGUCGGAGCUCCUUUGGCUGGAUUCAUCGUCGAUCUGACGGGCAGCUACACCGGGGUGAUCUGGUUCUCGGUAGCGAACCUGUUAUCGGGCGCCGCGCUCAUGUUUCUGUGUUAUCUCAUCAGCCAAAAGAUGAAGCGAAAGAGGCAGUUACCAGGGGAAGAAGUGUGAGGUACAAAUCCUUAUGUUCUUCCAGGGUCUCAGCUGUGGUAAGCACUGCGAUUGUGAUAUCUCAGACGUAAGAAAUACAACCAGCCCGGAAGUGGUUCAGCUCAGUUAUGUGGAGGUGGUUCUGCCUCAGGAUGCAGCUUGAUUAGCACACCUGUGAUAUAAAUAAAUAA
Penaeus chinensis is the source of this 2630-nucleotide messenger RNA. RefSeq lists its product as uncharacterized. Gene Ontology annotation, molecular function: monocarboxylic acid transmembrane transporter activity. Lineage: Eukaryota; Metazoa; Arthropoda; Malacostraca; Decapoda; Penaeidae. The record is from RefSeq and is a predicted model, not a curated record. Gene Ontology annotation, biological process: monocarboxylic acid transport; transmembrane transport. The transcript is spliced from 15 exons. Bases 361 to 2460 code for a protein of 699 amino acids.